Messenger RNA from Cicer arietinum (chickpea), 1776 nucleotides. RefSeq names its product solanesyl diphosphate synthase 3, chloroplastic/mitochondrial-like. Gene Ontology annotation, molecular function: prenyltransferase activity. Lineage: Eukaryota; Viridiplantae; Streptophyta; Magnoliopsida; Fabales; Fabaceae. The record is from RefSeq and is a predicted model, not a curated record. Gene Ontology annotation, biological process: ubiquinone biosynthetic process; isoprenoid biosynthetic process. Gene Ontology annotation, cellular component: transferase complex.
UAUUAUUAUUACAAUUAGAUACAUCAUUAAACAAGACCUCAUUUUUAAAUGGUGCCAGUAUCGCUUUCGCAUCAAAGGAGUUCGUGUUUUUGUUCCUGCUUCUCUUCUCUUACUGCUCCCAACUCCUAAUUCCACGUAUCCAUCGCCGCUUGAAAUAAAUCUUCCCUUCUCUCCCAAAAUCGCUUUCGUCAAAUACGAUGCUAUUUUCUCGAAUAUCAAGAAACCUCAGAGGUAGCUUCAAUGGAUGUCGAUGGUUUCUGUCUAUUAGAGAUCACAACCACCGCUUUCUGAUCUCUCACUCAUCUACAGACUCUACUGAACAGGUUAUGAGAAGAUUAAUUUUUUCAAAGGGCAUGCCAGCAUUGUAUAGUAGUAGAUAUCAAAUUCAUCACCACAGCAGCUCCCUAGUUGAGGAUGAACUUGAUCCAUUUUCAUUGGUUGCUGAUGAACUAUCACUUAUUGGUAACAAGUUGCGAGAAAUGGUUGUGGCUGAGGUUCCUAAGCUUGCCUCAGCUGCUGAGUACUUCUUCAAAAUGGGGGUAGAAGGAAAAAGAUUUCGGCCUACAGUUUUGUUGUUAAUGUCAACAGCAUUAAAUCUACCAAUAACCAAUGCACCUCCUCCUUUUGAACUAGGAGGUACUACGACAACUGACCUACGUUCAAGACAACAACGCAUAGCUGAAAUAACAGAGAUGAUCCAUGUGGCAAGCCUUCUUCACGAUGAUGUAUUAGAUGAUGCAGAUACAAGACGUGGUAUUGGUUCAUUAAAUUUUGUAAUGGGCAAUAAGUUAGCAGUAUUGGCUGGAGAUUUCUUGCUUUCUCGGGCUUGUGUUACUUUGGCAUCUUUAAAGAAUACAGAGGUUGUAUCUCUGUUGGCAAAAGUGGUAGAGCAUCUUGUAACGGGGGAGACCAUGCAAAUGACUACAACAUCUGAUCAACGGUGUAGCAUGGAAUAUUAUAUGGAAAAGACAUACUACAAGACUGCAUCGUUAAUAUCAAAUAGUUGCAAAGCAAUAGCCAUCCUUGCAGGCCAAACAGCUGAAGUUGCAAUGUUUGCUUUUGAGUAUGGAAAAAAUCUGGGUUUGGCAUUUCAAUUGAUAGAUGAUGUGCUUGAUUUCACAGGCACAUCAGCUUCCCUUGGAAAGGGUUCUUUAUCAGACAUCCGCCAUGGAAUUAUUACAGCUCCAAUAUUGUUUGCGAUGGAGGAGUUCCCUCAAUUGCGAGAAAUUGUUGAAGAAGGAUUUGAAAACCCCGACAAUGUUAAUAUUGCUUUGGAGUAUCUUGGGAAGAGCCGAGGUCUACAAAAGACAAAGGAGCUUGCGGUGAAGCAUGCUAACCUUGCAGCAGAAGCAAUUGAUUCCUUACCUGAGAGUGACGAUGAAGAAGUAAGAAAAUCAAGGAAAGCCCUUGUAGAUCUUACUCAUAUAGUCAUUACAAGAACAAAAUGACAGGAAGGCUUCUUUUCCCAGUUUUUGUUUUGGUAGCUUUAAGAAGGAUCUCAUGGUAGAAUCAACAGCUAACAGUUGUUCUGUCCCCAUUUUCAAUUCUUCUAUUGUUCCCCAAAUGACGAUGAGGAAAAUAAGUUAUUUCUAGGAUAAUGUCAUAUUGUCGCCAUUCCUUUUUCUUCGCUAUAUUAAAUAUUUUUUAUUUGUUUGUACAACUAGAAUGAUACUCAAACUAUGCACGGGAUAAAUUCUUUGUAGUUUGGUCGGAUAAUUCUUUGUAGUUUGGUCGGAUUUCAUUUCUUAAGUGAAUUCAUUUCAUCUUUUGGGAGAA